Molecule: messenger RNA, 1210 nt
Organism: Mercenaria mercenaria
Lineage: Eukaryota; Metazoa; Mollusca; Bivalvia; Venerida; Veneridae
Exons: 3
Coding region: 139-1020 (293 amino acids)
Source: RefSeq, a predicted model, not a curated record
UGAAUGAUGGACGUAUUGGUGUAGUGUCAGAGUGUCUCACUACAUAUAAGGUUUUUCCGCCUAGAAUAUAUAAGGUCACAGGCACUGCUUGUGCAUUCCUUUUAAAUCUUGGAAAACACGACAAAAAGGUAAUUAGCCAUGAAGGUUUUAUUACUACUUGUAGUCCUAAUUGAUGCAGCUACCUCACACUACUAUUAUUACCAUGGUGACGACCUGGGUAUACCAAGGCAACAUUACAGACCUUUUAUCUUUGCCCGACCUUAUCACACAGCGGGAGUGGCACCAUAUUUUGAGAAUUCAUAUGAUUCAGGACAUCCAGGAUAUAGAGGUAGCCGAUUAGGGAGUCACCGUAGGCUUGAUGCUGGAUACCUUGACUACUCCAGACGCAACCCAUAUGAAACAAGCGGAUAUCGUGGUAUUGGAGCAGACAGUUAUCUUGAUAUUGCGUACAAUAGAUACCGUAACUUUGAUAGUAACAUUUACCCUGAUUAUGAAAGUGAUAUAUACCGUGAUUUUGAAACUGACAGACACUAUAAUUUCGGGGAUUAUUCUGAUCGUUACGGACAAGAUAGAGCACCCCGUAAUUAUAGGCGUUCUGGUUUUCGAAAUAGUAGAUACUUGGGUAAUGGUGACGGUACAUACAUUGGUUUAGGAAAUAGAAGAAACAUAGACUAUUACAACGAGGCUAGCAGUGAUUUAAGAAAUAUAAGAGACCGUGGUUAUAGAAACGAUGCAUAUAAUGACAUAAGAGAGAGCGGGUACCCUAAUGCAGGUGACGGUGCAUACAGUCCUACAGAUUUACGCGAUAGAGGCAGCCCUACUGAAAUCUGGAAAAACAACAUUAAUCGCAGGCAAGAUAUCGCAGAAAAUGUUCGUAAUGCUAGAAAAAACUUUGCAGAGAACGUCAGUGGUAGGAGACAAGACGCGACAGAAUCCCUCCGCAGUGCGAGAAAAGACAUCCGAGAAAUAAACAGGGGUAUAAUGAAAAGUAGGAUAGAAAACGGAUUAACUCCUGUAUGAGAACAAUGCAAGUAUUAGCAGGAACACUGACAAGAAAGAUCAAUCACACGGCAACUUCAAAACUCUUGUUACCUCGAAACGAUGACGCUUAUUAGAGUUAUCUGGACGAUUGAAGUAAUCUUGCUGACUGAUAGUAUUACUCCAGAAUUUAUAUGUUAAAUAUAAUUGCAAUAAAAGAUAGUAGCCAAGA